Messenger RNA from Maudiozyma saulgeensis, 873 nucleotides. NCBI's taxonomy places the organism in Eukaryota, Fungi, Ascomycota, Saccharomycetes, Saccharomycetales, Saccharomycetaceae. The record is from the annotation of a GenBank genome assembly.
AUGCUUAAAUUUUCUAAAUCGCAAAGUACUGUAGCACACAAUGUGCUGGUUGCUACAAGAUUCAAUUCAACCAAAUUAUUGAUGAGAUCCCGGAUAGUAGCCCCUUCUUUCCAACAUCUGAGAACUUUACAUAAUACAUCGGCAAUUUAUCAAAAAUCACAUCUAAGUCGUCAACCAAUUGGUGGUAGCGAAUCUCAACGUCAUGGUAGUAAAACUAGUAGACGAUUUGAGAAUGUUGAAUUCAAUGCACCAUUAUCCAUUGCAUUUUUCCUUAUUGUAGGUGGGUUAUCCUAUUAUAUCUUCGAGAAUCAAAAGAAGAAAAUGGAUGCAGAACAACAAAAGGAAUCUAGAAAAGGUUAUGGUACACCUCAAAUUGGUGGACAACCAUUUGAAUUGAUCGAUCAAGAUGGUCGUGCAUUCACUGAUAAGGACAUGUUAGGUAAAUUUUCAAUAGUUUAUUUUGGAUUCUCUCAUUGUCCCGAUAUUUGUCCUGAUGAAUUAGAUAAAUUAGGAUGUUGGUUAGAUGAGCUUCAAAAGGAUAGAAUUGAAUUACAACCUGUUUUUGUUACAUGUGAUCCAGCUAGAGAUAGUCCCGAAGUAUUAAAAGAAUAUUUGAAAGAUUUCCAUAAUAGUAUUAUCGGUAUUACAGGUACAUAUGCUCAAAUUAAACAAAUGUGUAAACAAUAUCGUGUCUAUUUUUCUACACCUGAAAAUGUUAAACCUGGACAAGAAUAUUUGGUAGACCAUUCGAUUUUUUUCUAUUUAAUGGAUCCAGAAGGUAAAUUCAUUACAAUCCUAGGUAGAAAUCUUGAUGAAGUUUCAGGUGCUGAGAAAAUUAGAGAAUCGAUAUGGGAAUAUAAGAGAACUCAUUGA